Vespa crabro (European hornet) is the source of this 3550-nucleotide messenger RNA. RefSeq lists its product as uncharacterized. The transcript is spliced from 5 exons. Lineage: Eukaryota; Metazoa; Arthropoda; Insecta; Hymenoptera; Vespidae. The record is from RefSeq and is a predicted model, not a curated record. Bases 1216 to 2268 code for a protein of 350 amino acids.
AAUUAUUGUACAUAUAUGAUGAUUACUAAAGUUAUCGAGAUGCUUUUUUUUUUUUAAUUUUUUAUUACUUAAGCUCUUCCAGUCGAUAGAAAUAAUGAUAGUAUUUUUCUUUCGAAAAAGGUACACGCACGCAAGGUAUAAAAUCCACGAAAUUUUCACAACUUUUUCACCAAAACCCAAACAUAUUUAUACGCUGACUGGAAUCAGAAUAAAAUGGAUAAAAUGAUUAUUCGCAAUUCUUUCGAAAGGAAAUGCGUCUAAGAUUUUUGAUUAUCGACUGAGGAUAAGUAGAUUUUCUUUCGUACCGAGUAAUGGUAAAUCUGAAAUCUACUUUACCAUUGACAAAAAUACAAUUUGACAUAUUUUAAUAGAAAAUUAUUUAUUGGAGCAUCGUUAAUAGACUAGAAAAGUGAUAUCGUAAAAGUAUUACCUAAAAAUUCGAAAUAGAAAGUUGAUUUUCCCAUAAUCAUCUGUAAUUAAUAGAAGGACAAAGCUUCGUUACUAGUUAUUCAGCACAUACGAAUUCGAAAGAACGCUGAUUGGUUACGUCGAAGUAAUUGAGUAUUUUGAACACGCAUGCGUAUUAUCGUCACCUUGCUUAUAUCAUCGAAGUAUAUAUAUAUUACAUAUCUAUUAUAAUUAAUUUUCUGUCAUCGAGAAAGAAUGCUGGAUACAUGGACGAACGAUAAAACAUAUACCAAGAAGCAAUUAUUUCCUCGUACCUUAAAACGUAAACAAAACGUUUAUAAUAAAGAAAAAUACUGUGAUGUGUUUUAUGAUUAAUUGAAAUCACAUUAAACACUUUAAAUAUAUUAUUUCUCUCGUAUAUAUAGUUUUAUCGAUCGAUUAUGUAAUCAAUCGAUGAAAACAAUCGAGUAUAAUUGUUAAAAGUAACACCAGACGGCGCAUAAAUCGGAUGUUAGUUGAAUAACGCUGUAGUUGGAGCUAGUAGAAAUCCCUUCUGUCCCAACUAGACAGUAGUGGUUUUGAUUAUUUUUUUUUUCGUUUUUCCUUUUUUUUUCUCUGUCUCUCUGUCUCUCUCUCUCUCUCUCUAUCUCUCUCUCUCUCUCUCUCUCUCUCUCUCUCUCUAUCUUUUUUUUUCUCUCCUUUUCUCUAUCUCCUUACGUUUUUCACUUUGUUUAUAUAUUAUGUUAAAUUAAAUUCGGUGUAUUUUUGUAUAGUUACGAGUACAUAAUAUAAGAGCGAAUGUGAAAGAUGAAAAAUGCGAAAGUGAAAACAGCAAGGGACUGUUCGGACCAUUUUGGGGAUCAAGGAGGAUAUUUUGAUGUUGUCGUACGUCCAAUGUUACAACAAGGUCAUGAAGGAGAGUUAUGUGGUUGGUUAAAAGAAAUGAGCUUAAUUCGUACCGUUUCAAAUUGUCCUCAUUUGGAUUGUAAAGGAAGAAGUUUGGUUUGGAAUCCUGCCAGGAUAGUUGAUAAAUAUAAUUGGACUUGUCCUGAUUGUACUAAAAAACAAUCUAUCAGAGAGAAGUCCUUCUUUUUAGGGAUAAAAUGUGAUUUAAAAUUGUGCCUUCAAUUGAUAUUAGGAUGGUGUCAAAAGAUUUCAUAUGAGGAUGCUGCCUCUUAUCUUGAUAUUAAAACUCAUAUAGUUAAGAAAGUCUAUGAAAGAUGCGAUGAAGUUUCAGAAACGUAUGUGAUGAGCCAUCCAGAAGAUUGGAUUCUUGGGGAUAAGAGUACAAUAGUAAUCGUUGAUGAAUUCCCAGGGGGUUGUAUGACUAGAAAUUAUAUAGAUACAAGUACUAAUAAAAAACGUAACAAUAAUUCUCAUACUAUAGUGUGUAUAGCUGAAGCAAAUACUUUGCCACCCCGUAUGUGGUUACAUAUGAUAGAAGCAAUUCCAGAGCCAAUCAAAAUGGAUAAUAUAAAAAAGGAUGUUAGUAAAUGUAGUAUGGUCGAUGAGGCCUUGAAAGAAAUAACACGGCACACAGUACCUGGAAGUUAUAUUAUAGCUAAUAAUAAAGCUCGUUGCUGUAGCUAUGAAUCAUUAUUAGAAUUAAAGCAAUAUAAAGUUAUUAGCGUUGAACAAUUACAAAAAUUUGAUCCCCCAGGAAAGGGUAAACUUCUUGAGAAUUUAGAAACUAUUUGGCAAACGGGAGUAGAAAUAUGUGAAGAAAUUCAAGAAACUACCCAUACAUUGGGUCAACAUAUAAUAUCAAGGUAUCUAUGGAGACAAAGAUUUGGUUCUUCGCCUUCAACGGCAUUUCAAUACAUGUUAAAUCAUAUAGCUGAAUGUUUUCGAUUUUCUUGAAUUUGAAUCAUUCAUCAAUUCUAUUGAAUUUAUUCUUUUAUAUUAUCAUUGUUAUUUCCCUUACUAUUAAUAAUUUGGAUAUUACUGUUAUACAGAAGGUAAAUAUUUUUGGAUGAAUAAUCAAAAGUUAACAUUUUUAGAAUAUAUGGUAAUAAUGUUUUUUUUAAAUAUUACGAUCUGUAUAGAUUUUAAUACAGAUUAUAAUGAAAUAGCACAAAAUAUUUUCUAAAUAGGAUAAUGAGAGUUAAUAUUUGAAAAGAAAAACUUUUUACAAUAUUAGCAAAAAAAUUUUUAGAAUCGUAAAAGAUAGAUUAAAAAAAAAAAAAAAAGAAAAAAAAUAAUAAUGUUUUUGAAAUUUUCUAUCAGCACUUUAACACUUUUGUGAAGAUGGUUAUUCGCAAAUUAAUGAUAUAUUUUAUAUAAAAUGUUAUCUUAUGGAUAGUAUAAAUUUACUAUCAUUCAUGGUAAACACAUAUGCUACAUGUCUUCCAAUUAAUUUUUGGAAUUUUGUAUAUUAAAUUGUAUCUUUUAAAACAAUUGUUGACAUCUUAUAGCUAUAUAUCAUUAUACAAGAUUAAAAAAAGAAAUUAUCUUUAUUUUGAUUAAGUCUUAGAUUGUAUUUUUAUGUACGUAAUGUUCCAAUGAUAUUUAUCAUUUUGAUUUAACAUAUUAUCAUAGAUGCAGUUGAUGAUUUGUACAGAUUCCAUCAGAAGACUGAUGAUAUUGAUGGUAAUGGAAUAUUUCCAGAUACUUUAAUACAAUAAUAUGAAAUACAUUAUUGCUCUUUUUUUUUUUGUUUUAAUUCAUGUUUUAUUUCAUGUAUACUUUUUUCUUUUUUCUUCUUCUUUUUUUUUUUUUUUUUUUUCUUUUCUUUAUUAAUGUUCAUGUGUAUUGAUAAAAAGGGAAUAUCUUAAAAGAUUUUGAAUUUAAAUGUAUCAAAGUAUCAUUUCAAUCGACAUAUGAAAUAUUUUGAUAUAAAGGAAAUGAUAAAAAUUAUUAUUGGUAAUUUUUCUUGUAAUUGAAAAAAAAAAAAAAAACAUUGAAUCUGAGAUAAUACUUUUUUUGUGAACAUAAAUAGCAUCAUAUCCAAAGCAUUUUACCAGUAUUAUAACAAAUAUAAUUGUACAUGCGUGGUAGCAGGAUAAGUUUUUCUUAAUCAUGAAAAAAAACCAUGAGAAAUCAUAUGUUCUUGGAUUAAGUUAUGAAUGGAAUAACUUAUAUGAAGAACUAUUGUUGUGAUAGAAAAAAAAAAAAAAAAAAAAAAAAAGAAAAGAAAUUAUUG